Molecule: messenger RNA, 426 nt
Organism: Effrenium voratum
Lineage: Eukaryota; Dinophyceae; Suessiales; Symbiodiniaceae
Source: the annotation of a GenBank genome assembly
AUGCUGCCCAAGCUGAGUGAUGAGGUGAUGUCCUUCCGCGUUGGCAGCUGUGCCGUUGUCCUGGCACGCAAGUACGUCUUCGCCUUGCUGGCCAUGACGUGCCUCAUUGGCGGCGUGCACUGGGUGAGGAGACCAUGGCCACAGGAAUCGAUGCGGCAGUUCGGGGAGAGGUCUCCGAUCUGCGAUUUCCUCAAGGACUGCGGCUUCAAAACGUACCUGGGCAAUCCGAUCCAUGUUACAGUGGCCUUCAAUGAGAAGUUCAAGAACAAAACCUUGCAGUGGCAAGGCGCGGUGCACCGAGUGGAGGAGGGCUUCAAUCUGCUCGGCUUCUCACAGCCCAGCGCCAUCUUCGCCCCUGCCCGAGCUGGCGCGCGGUAUUUGAGGGGAACGAGCGGGGAGAAAGGACUUAACCCCUGGUUUGUCUGA